AUGUUCCAGAGGUACGUUCUACUUGCUCUCUGCAUUCACCUAUCCCGAAUAGCCUUGGCAUACGAAGCGGAUGUGCUCGCUUCGCUGAAGAAUGAGAAAAUUAUCUUGGAAGCGCAGUUGUUGAGCGGUGAAGAAUUGAUCAGUUAUCUGGAGACGAACCAGAAUUUCUUCGAGGCUGCAAUCACACCACAAAGCUACAAUUUCAAGCGCAACCUAAUGGAUCGGAGAUUCAUCAAUCACAAUAGGAAGCCAACUGUAGAGGACGUCAAUGACGAUGGUGACGACAUUCCAGAAAAAUGUGGUGGUGGAUAUAUGAUUAAUGCUUUCGAGUACUUCGCAGAACAGGGUGCCAACUCUAAUAAUACUUGCUUUCAGCACACAACAGGCGCAGAAAUGGGUGCUCAUGCUAUAAAGAUAAUUGAAUGGGGUAGCGAAAAUAGUACAAACUACUGGCUCAUUGCUAAUUGGAUGUACUACGAUUGGGGAGAGAACGGUGAGUAUGGUGUCAUUCCCUUGGCUGCAUUCAGUUACUUCCGCAUGAUACGUGGAAUUAACGACUGUAACAUUGAACAGAACGUAGUCGCCGGACAUGUCUAA
This is a messenger RNA of Haemonchus placei, 597 nucleotides long. NCBI's taxonomy places the organism in Eukaryota, Metazoa, Nematoda, Chromadorea, Rhabditida, Trichostrongylidae. The record is from the annotation of a GenBank genome assembly.